GAAGUUCCGACUGAAGCCCCGACUGAAGCCCCGACUGUUGCCCCAACUGUAGCUCCGACUGAAGCCCGACUGAAGCCCCGACUGUUGCCCCAACUGUAGCUCCGACUGAAACUCCGACUGAAGCCCCAACUGAAGCCCCGACUGUAGCUCCGACUGAAGCUCCGACUGUUGCCCCAACUGUAGCUCCGACUGAAGCCCCGACUGAAACUCCGACUGAAGCUCCGACUGAAGCCCCGACUGUUGCCCCGACUGUUGCCCCGACUGAAGCUCCGACUGAAGCCCCGACUGUAGCUCCGACGAAUCCUCCGACCGCACCCCCAACGACUGCCCCGACAACCCAGGCCCCAGCAGGGCCCUUGGUGUAUGACUUUCAGGACGGGAUGGACGAGUGGGCGCUGAUCAACAUGAACAGCGCCAGCUUCAGGAGAGUCCAGUUUGAGAACACUCGGGUCGGAGCACCGCCAGAAGGACCCUGGGUGCUCCAAGUGUUCCAGGAUAACGUGCAGUCUGGCUCGGUGGUAGGCACGGGUCCGCUGAUGGAGGCUACGGACUCACAGAUCUCGGUGUCUGUCAUCUUCUGGAUGGACGGCAGUGUAAACUUCCCUGCACAACUUAAGAUACGACGUCGAUUCAGUUUCAGUGAUUUGGGGGAGACACCUGUGCUAAACCUGGACGGCUUUGGUAACCAGGACAACCAGAUGUGGCUCUUAUACACAGGCACCGCCAGCGCCAUCGUCGGUCAGCGCUUCAGCCUCUUAGUUGAGGCUUCCCUGGGAGGUGACCGUAACAACUCGGUGGCGGUGAACAAGUUGGUGGUGAACGGUGCCAAGGCCAUCCACAGUAACGUUACAACCAUGAACUUCGAGAACGGUUUACUGGGUUGGUCGCUGGGCCAGAUGCAGGGAGGGAUGUGGGAGCUGAAGAACCAGUCUCACAUCGACCCAGCGCUCAAGGUACCCAAGCCACCCAGUGGUGACAUGAUUCUCGUCGCGUCACGUCAACACAUUCUUUCAGGUAUCAUGACCAUAGAAUCACCGAUCCUGUCAGCGGCUGCCAAAACGUCCAAGAAACUCUACCUUAGAUUUUGGGUGCGAGGCUCCUCCACUUACCCAGUGUCACUCAGCAUCCGUAAGAAAUCCCCAGAUGGAGUCUACGACGAACUACCCUUCGUGAACCUGAGGAGGUACGGCAACGUCGACAGCCAAAACUGGUUGUCUCUGGAUAAAACCAUCUAUGUUCCCUUGAACGACGGCGAGAUGUUUUACCAGCUGGUGAUCGAGGUGGACCUUGGUAGCAGGUUAGAAAACUUAGUUGCUGUUGACGACCUCAGCAUCACGACUCUUACAUUAAGCUAACCUGGCAAGCUGUGGCACACACACCACUGCUUCAGGGACCUGGAUGCUGCCUCCUGCUGACUCAUGUGUUUACAAGACCGAAGGGAUCUUCGGUCCUUCUGACGAACAACUAACGAGACCUAAGGGAUGCAAGGGCCUGACAACUGACAACUAACGAGACCUAAGGGAUACAAGGACAUGGAAACUGACAACUAACGAGACCUAAGGGAUGCAAGGGCCUGGCAACUGACAACUAGCGAGACCUAAAGGAUGCAAGGGCCUGGCAACUGACAACUAGCGAGACCUAAGGAAUGCAAGGGCCUGGCAACUGACAACUAACGAGACCUAAGGGAUGCAAGGGCCUGGCAACUGACAACUCAUGCGAUGCACAGAUAUUGGAAGCUAGUAAUUAACAACAACUAUUAAACUAGAAAGAUGACAGCUACCUGCUAACAAAUAUGUAUCAAUUCCCACUAUAUGUCAGGGGCUCGUAUCUAACAUAAACAACGCCCUACUGGUGCUAAAACCUGCCAAAUACCAGCAAAAAGGUAUACACGUAACCUGACCAUGUAAGUAUAAAGCGAACCCUAAUCUUAUCAUUGCUGUACCACCCAGUUCACUACAAUUCUCAGCCAACAUACUUCUUAUUAAGAGGAUGUAAGAUCAGCCUCCCCCUUCGUGAUAGUAUUGUAUGUAAGAAAUAAUUAUGUCAUCCAUCA
Messenger RNA from Homarus americanus (American lobster), 2053 nucleotides. RefSeq lists its product as uncharacterized. The transcript has 8 exons. The record is from RefSeq and is a predicted model, not a curated record. NCBI's taxonomy places the organism in Eukaryota, Metazoa, Arthropoda, Malacostraca, Decapoda, Nephropidae. Gene Ontology annotation, cellular component: membrane. Bases 381 to 1355 code for a protein of 324 amino acids.